This is a messenger RNA of Racocetra fulgida, 1267 nucleotides long. Lineage: Eukaryota; Fungi; Glomeromycota; Glomeromycetes; Diversisporales; Gigasporaceae. The record is from the annotation of a GenBank genome assembly.
CUUCAUGGUCCGCAAGCUGUAUUCUCUUGUUGCUGGUGAAUGUUCCCCAGAUAACCCAGAUUCCCCGCAAAACCAAGAAAUUCUUCUGGGCGGGCAUCUUUAUGGAAUGCUUAUUAAAGAGAAACUUGGUGACUGCUUAAAUGCUAUCCGUGCAGUAAUUACUGCAGACUUGGCAUAUUUUCUUGCUACAGGAAAUCUUGCUUCUAGCAGUGGAUUAGAUUUGAUGCAGGCUACUGGCUAUACUAUAGUAGCAGAAAAACUUAAUUUUUAUCGCUAUAUCUCACAUUUUCGGUGUGUUCAUCGUGGAUCUUUCUUUACUCAAAUGAAAACAACUACUGUACGGAAACUUUUACCAGAAUCUCAUUUAAUAUUACUUGUAGAGUUGAUUCAUUUGAAUCAAUUAAUUGGCCAAGCAGGGUUUAUUUGUCCAGUACAUACUCCGGAUGGUGAACCAUGUGGAUUGCUUAACCAUCUUUCCCACACUUGUAGGAUUAUUACCACCAAGCCUAACGUGGAGAUGAUUCCAACAAUAUUGGCAGAAAUGGGUAUAAUAAACAGAUUAACAACAGGCACCCGUGAUACUAAAAAAAGUUUUUUAUGUAUGCAGUUGGAUGGAAAAAUUUUAGGCUGGUGUGAAACGGGACAUGCACAAUCAAUUGUGAAUAAGCUGCGGUUGUUAAAGUUUGAAGAUGAGAUCUCUAUUGACCUUGAAAUCGGAUAUGUUCCUCCUUCUAAUGGUGGACAAUAUCCAGGCAUUUACUUAUUUUCUGAACAAUCGCGUAUGAUGCGACCUGUCAGAUAUCUUGUCAAUAAUGAAAUUGAUAUGGUCGGAUCAUUUGAGCAGGUAUAUAUGAAUAUUGCGUGUUUACAAGAAGAUAUCAUCAAAGGUGUAACAACCCACAUAGAGAUUGAACCCACAAGCAUGUUAAGCAUUCUAGCUAAUUUAACACCAUUUUCCGAUUACAACCAAAGCCCUCGUAAUAUGUAUCAGUGUCAGGUAGUUAGUCUUGAUGAAUUCUAUGAAUCUGGUAUUAAGCAUCAUUUUGGUCUCGGUGAAGACGUACCACCAUCAUUGCGAGAAAAACUCGAUAAUGAUGGUUUACCGUUUAUUGGUGCACGAUUAAAAACGGGAGAUCCCUUAUGUGCAUAUAUAGAUGACACACAAGGAGGAAAAACAAUUGUGAAGCAAUAUAAAGGAUCGGAGGAUGCCUAUGUGGAUCAGGUUAGAUUACUCGGAGAUGACUUGGGCAUAUAUGAAGUUCAAAAA